GUUCAGUCAGUGGUUUCGAGCCAAAGUACACGUGAUGUUGGCUCCAGGGAAGGAACCCUUCGACAGCUUGGAUCUGAUGUCCACAGCUCAGCUGCCGAACGGAGCCGGAGACUACGGCAUCAGCGCUGUGCACGACGAGCAUCAUGGGAAAUAUAGACAGCCUGUUCAGAUCCUCUACUUCACCCACCACAGCACCAAAUACUACUGGAACGAUAUGAUACAGAACUUUGAGUUCUAUAUAGGCUUGGAGGAUGUGAAGGUGAGCUGCAUGAGCAUCCACUCUGACCACAGCUCUGGACUUUCUAAAACACUGCAGGACUACAGGAGGUUGUUUUUCGGGGAGAAUGAGAUUGCUGUAAGAGUGCCGUCUCUGUUCAAGCUCCUCAUAAAAGAGGUCUUAAAUCCUUUUUACAUCUUCCAGCUCUUCAGUGUUAUACUGUGGAGUGCUGAGGACUACUACUAUUAUGCCACAGCCAUAGUUUUCAUGUCUGUGAUUUCAAUAGCUACCUCUCUGUACACCAUUAAAAAGCAAUAUGUGAUGCUGCAUGACAUGGUGGCAACACACAGCGUGGUCCGUGUUUCAGUGUGCAGAGGGAAUAAAGAAAUUGAACAGGCCAUGUCAACAGAUCUUGUGCCCGGUGAUGUCAUCAUUAUCCCAGCCAAUGGGAUGGUCAUGCCCUGCGAUGCUGUGCUCAUCCAUGGGACCUGCAUUGUAAAUGAGAGCAUGCUGACAGGGGAGAGCGUGCCUGUCACCAAGACGAGUCUGCCGAGUUCAGGCGAGGAUGCGGCAUGGACCUACAGCACGGAGGAGCACAAGAGACACACGCUGUUCUGCGGCACACACGUUAUCCAGACACGCUUCUACGCUGGAGAACUGGUGGAGGCUGUUGUGGUCAGAACCGGCUUCAGUACAGAGAAAGGCCAACUUGUCCGCUCCAUCCUCCACCCAAAACCCACAGACUUCAAGCUGUACCGCGAUGCAUACCUUUUCCUGUUGUGUCUGGUGGGGGUGGCGGGGAUCGGCUUCAUCUACACCAUUGUCCUCAGUAUCAUGAAAAAGGUUCCUGCUAAAACCAUCAUCAUUGAAUCUCUGGACAUCAUCACCAUCACCGUUCCCCCGGCCUUACCGGCAGCCAUGACGGCCGGUAUCGUGUACGCACAGCGUCGUCUGAAGCGCGUUGGCAUCUUCUGCAUCAGUCCUCAGAGGAUCAACAUGUGUGGGCAGCUCAACCUGGUUUGCUUCGACAAGACUGGUACUCUGACUGAAGAUGGUUUGGACCUGUGGGGUGUGCAGACGGUUGAAGACGGCAGCUUUUCUCCCCCAGAGGCUGAUGCAGCUGAAGACAGUCUGGUUAACUCUGCGUUUGUGGCCUGCAUGGCUACCUGCCACUCACUGACCAAGAUAGAGGGCGAGCUCUCCGGAGACCCUUUAGACCUGAAGAUGUUCAGCGCCACAGGCUGGAUCCUAGAGGAGCCCACAGACGAAGAGACUACACUCCACAAUCCCAUAAUGCCCACAGUCGUGCGACCUCCAAAUCAAUCCAUCCCUGAAGCCAAUCAGAACAAUCCUCUCACUCAGAACAUGGAGCUGAAUCAGUUACCAUCCUGUGAGAUCGGUAUCGUGCGUCAGUUCCCGUUCUCCUCCACCCUGCAGAGGAUGAGUGUGGUGGUAAGGCGGCUGGGGGAGAAACACAUGGAUGCUUACCUGAAAGGAGCACCGGAGGUUGUGGCCAGCCUCUGCAAACAGCACACAGUUCCACAGAGCUUCACAGAGACUCUGGAGACGUACACCAAGCAGGGCUUCAGGGUCAUUGCCCUGGCUCAUCGACAGCUGGAGUCCAAACUCUCCUGGCACAAAGUGCAGAGCCUCAGCAGGGACCUGUUAGAAACCAACAUGGAGUUCCUCGGUUUGAUCAUCAUGCAGAACAAAAUAAAAGAGGAGACUGCCGGUGUUUUACGGGAAUUACGCCAAGCUAACAUCCGCACUUUGAUGGUCACGGGUGACAACAUGCUGACGGCUAUAUCAGUGGCUCGGGACUGUGGCAUGAUCCGUGCUCAUGAGAGAGUCAUCAUUGCAGAAGCUGCUCCUCCGAAGGAUUUCCACCCUGCUAGUAUCACAUGGCAUUACACAGAAAACCCCGUACAGACCAAGGACAAUCAGUCUGUGGAGAUAAACCUGGAGGAAGGGGUGUAUGCACGGCAGGAACAGAGCUAUCACUUUGCUGUGACCGGCAGAGCCUUCGCUGUCAUCACCGAGCACUUCCCUCAGCUCCUGCAGAAGCUUGCUCUGAGAGCCACAGUGUUUGCCCGCAUGGCUCCAGACCAGAAGACUCAGCUGGUGGAGGUCCUGCAGAGCAUCGACUACACGGUUGGGAUGUGUGGUGAUGGUGCGAAUGACUGUGGAGCUUUGAAGAGAGCUCACUGUGGGAUCUCUCUGUCUGAGCUGGAGGCUUCUGUUGCUUCACCCUUCACCUCCUCCACCGCCAACAUCUCCUGCGUCCCCAACCUAAUCAGGGAGGGUCGAGCUGCCCUCAUUACAUCAUUCUGUGUGUUCAAGUUCAUGGCGCUCUACAGCAUCAUCCAGUACCUCAGUGUCACACUGCUCUACUCGAUUCUCAGCAACUUGGGAGACUUCCAGUUCCUCUUCAUUGACAUCGCCAUCAUCCUCAUCAUCGCCUUCACAAUGAGUCUGAACCCAGCGUGGAAGGAGCUGGUGUGGCGGCGCCCCCCCUCCAGUCUGAUCUCCGGUCCCCUGUUGUUCUCGGUGCUGACCCAGAUCAUCACCUGCCUGCUGUUCCAGGUGCUGGCCUUCCUCUUAGUGCGGCAGCAGAGCUGGUAUGAGACUUGGACGCCUCAGUCAGAGUGA
Molecule: messenger RNA, 2866 nt
Organism: Notothenia coriiceps (black rockcod)
Lineage: Eukaryota; Metazoa; Chordata; Actinopteri; Perciformes; Nototheniidae
Product: probable cation-transporting ATPase 13A3
Exons: 25
Coding region: 35-2866 (943 amino acids)
Biological process (GO): polyamine transmembrane transport; intracellular calcium ion homeostasis
Cellular component (GO): late endosome membrane
Molecular function (GO): ATP hydrolysis activity; ATP binding; ATPase-coupled monoatomic cation transmembrane transporter activity
Source: RefSeq, a predicted model, not a curated record